Molecule: messenger RNA, 1704 nt
Organism: Penicillium egyptiacum
Lineage: Eukaryota; Fungi; Ascomycota; Eurotiomycetes; Eurotiales; Aspergillaceae
Source: the annotation of a GenBank genome assembly
AUGGCACCACAUACACAUCCCCACGUGCCCGCAGUCCCCUCCUCCACUUCCGACAAAGAAAGCGACAAUGACAACGCAAGCACAAACACUGCAAAGCCAGAGCCCAAACCAGCAGAACCCAGCUCCAGGAUUAGCAUGGCCCUCUCAGCGCAGCUGAACCAAGAAUGUAACGAUCUACUCUCCCAGAUCGACGCCUACCAAUCCCUCCUCGCGUCUGCGCUACGGAACCCACAGCUCGUCGAGGUGCGCCAAUUCCGCUCCAGCGUAGUCUCCGAGCUGAAGAUGUUGGAGAAGUUAGGACGGCAGAUUGAGGAGGCGAUUGGAGGGACACCAGGGCCAGAAACAAGUCGGAUGGAAGAUGGUGUGACGGUGUCGCGUGACCCUGAUUUGGAAAUGCGGCUGGUGCAUGCGCUUCGCUCGUCGAAUUUGCCGUUUUACCAGGCUGUCUGGAGAAUCGCGAGAGGGUCUUGUUCUGGGUUGGUUGCGUUGGGUAAGAGAUUUUACUGGGAUGGGGAGACGAAGGCGACGGAGAGGAAGAGUGCCAGUGGGAAGGGGAAAGCUGGUGCUGCGCAGCCAGAGAAAAAGCCUAGCAAAGAUAAGCGCAAGAGUGUGUUUGUGGAUAUUGUGGCUGAUGAUGGGGAGGAGUGGGUGAAGGUGUCUACUAUCUCGGAGAGUCGGCUUUUGUUCGAGAUGGCGAAGAAGGGCUGGGAGGGUGAUAGUGAUGAGGAUGGGUGGUCUGAUGGGGGUAAAGGGCGAACUGUUUUGCAGAACUUUGAUGAAGAUGGGGAUGAAGAUGAAGAUGAUGAGUUGGAGCUCAUUAAGCUGGCCCGGGAUCUAAGGAAGGCGUCUGAUGCUACGCGCGUUAGAUAUAGACAUCCUCGGCUACGGGUUGUUAUACCUAAGAUUGAAGAGGGAAGUGUUCCUGAAAUUGACGCUGUCUUGAACGAGAUGCGGAGCUAUGGUAUUCGGAUUGACUGCCAGGGGAGCCUGCCAGAAGAGACUCGCACCGGGCUAGCCCAUCUCCUGCCUCAACCAUUCAAAAACUUUACCUCGACUCUGAAUGUCGACUGCACUUUACUUCUUGCCUUGGUGUCUGACUUGUCUCACAUCAAGGACAUCCCGCUAUCCCCCCAUUUCCACCGAGCCAUCGUCCGACAAAUCGAAGUUGAGCGGGAAAAACCACUGCUCACUUCCGAGCUCUGGCCGGCUAUGGAUGGUCGGGAGCUCCUAUGCACCACAGAGGCUGCAGUGCGCUUCCAGGAGAUUGUCGAAACCAUUGGGACAGAGACGGAGAAGAGCCGAACCCGCAUGUUGCUGGGGGAUCCACCAUACGAACAACUUGAUCGUGCUGCUAUUCUCCACAAGUUUCAAGAAUUGUCUGAUUAUCAGGUGCCCGCAGAUUGGAAACUCCCCAUCAAAGUUGUUGAAGCCGAGCAAGUGAUCGAUGCGGCCAAGACGCAGGGUGACCUUCAUCCAGUGGUACAUGAAGUCGGGAAAGGCCUAUCGGAUAUCAACCAUAGCGUGUUUUUGUAUGGUUGGGUAACCGGUUUGACGACCAUUUCCAGCAAUCGCACAAUCGACAAGCAAAUCGAAGCCACCGUCGAGGACAACCGGAAAGGCGAUGAUAGCCUAGAAGGCCCUGACGUUUGGAUAUGUGAGACAGCACGAAGUUUGGUGGGCAAGGACAAAGAUCGAAGAGCAUAA